AUGAAGCUACCUUCACAGCCUACUUACUCGCUACACGAAGUUAGCAGCACUUUGCAUUGGGCUGCCUUUCCGGUAGAGAUUCGACUGAUGAUUCUCAAAGAGUUUCAUAGAGAAGAUGGAAAGCAUAAUUUAUCAGACUGGGCAACCGUUUGCAGUGAAUGGCAAGCCUACUUCGAACCGAUGAACUUUCGCAACCUCAAGCUUCAAUUUCCCGGUUUUGAUAUUGAUGAAUUUAACUCAAUAGUCUGCGACUAUCGAAGACAUCUAGUCAAGAAAAUCUCACUUCACGUGAUAAUAAAGGAGUACGAUACUAUCGACAGGUUUGACAAACCGGAGACCAACGCUACGAUUAAAGCAAACAACAAGCUCUUCACCCAGGCUCUAAAGAAGCUUUUCUUUUCCCUCUCCACCUGGGAGGCUAGUAGCUCGGACACAGGAGGCGUUGAACUAUGGUUGAGCGCUAGCUCCCCUAGUGAUGCAGAUCACCCGUGGAAACACCGCCAUAACUUCAGUCAACCUGAUCGAAACCGUAUAUACUCCUUGAACUCCAAACAGCGCCUUCUCGGCAACUUGAUAGACGUUAGCUAUAACGCUCUCAAACUUGCUACGGUCUCUAUUAUCACGCGUUUCUCAGUAAAUCAAUAUUGUUAUAGGAGUCUAUCAAGUACGUUACUAGUAAAAAUACUUUCAAGCCUAAGUCGUCUUAGAACUAUUAACUACGAGCCAUGGCAUACGGUUCAUCGAUCAGGCGAACUUUCGCGCGACAAGGCUAUUAUCAAACUACUCGACUAUAUCAGUAAAUCUACUACCAUCAAAUCAUUACAUCUUUGGGAAGCGCAGUCUCGGCUACAUAGAAGCCCGCGUUUUCUUAGGUCUACUAAUAACGAUCUUAUAUUAUCGGCGGUUAAUGCAAGUUAUAACCUUAAUAACUUUACUUUAUGCCACGCUAUCGAUGCGAAGUACUUUUUUCAAUAUAUAUCGCAGCACGUAUCUAAGAAGCCUACCGAUGCUUUGAAUAAUCUCCGGGUCUGGCCAGCCCUCAGACACCUAGCCUUAACAACUUACAUUGGAGACCUGAUUAACCCGUCAAACCUGGAACGCCUACUUCUUAAUGCAAGCCAAGCUGCUUUGCAUAUGCCCUUACUAAAAGUAAUGGAACUAUGGGCCCCGGGCGUCGGCGAGGUUUUCCUCUUCAGAUAUGAGAUUCGAAAGGAUAAGGCCAUGCUUACCAUGGUGGCAUCAUGGCAACUCGAACUAAGUAAGGACGUUGUAAAGUCAUGGAAACUAGUAGCAUCUUACUGUGCGCAACGUGAACUCGCUUAUGAGAUAAGGCUGGUAGGGUCGGAGAGUACGACGUCGCAAUCACCAUUUGCUGGUUGCUUCACAAUGCGAUUGGGGAAGGCACUCAGAGAAUGGAAAUGA
Messenger RNA from Colletotrichum truncatum, 1422 nucleotides. RefSeq lists its product as uncharacterized. Lineage: Eukaryota; Fungi; Ascomycota; Sordariomycetes; Glomerellales; Glomerellaceae. The record is from RefSeq and is a predicted model, not a curated record.